CCACCUUGGACCCUGCGUAAACAAUAUGGGAUAAGGGACGCGGUAAGCUGGUCACGUCUGACGUGUCACGUUGUGCCAUUUGCAGAGGCCAGAGCAGAGAUAGCCGGCCCCUCGGAGAAGUUCGUGAGGCCAGGUAGCACUCUGCAGCUUCACUGCCUCGUAAAAAAAUCGACCGAGACGCCUUCCUAUUUAUUCUGGUACCAUAACUUCCGGAUGAUCAACUACGACGUCGAUCAGGGGGUGAACGUCAGUACCGAUCUGGUGGGGAGGGAGAGUUGGCUGGAGGUGCCCCGCGCGUCCGAUCGCCAUUCCGGAAAUUACACCUGCGAGGCGAGUAACGCUCAACCGGCACGAGUGCUGGUGCACGUGUUCAAAGGGGAUAAUCCAGCGGCGAUGCAGCACAGCAUCGCAUCGUCUCCAUCUGUCAUGGCUUGCAGCGCCCUAUUGAUGAUGUUCACCACGUUGAAACUCGUGCUGCAUUCCACGGCCACGAACUGACCAUUGUGUCGCGCCACGCGUGCCGUGCGAAAUAUAGAAAAAUGAACGUUGUGAUAAUAUUUCGAAAGGGGAAACGUAUAUAACGUGCAGUUCGUUUCGACGAGAUUUCAUCCUCGAGAGACUACGGUUGGAUCUAGAACUGCCAAUUAUUGAUCUUCAAGAGGUGAGCGACUUUAUCGUGAUACGCGUUACGUUAAAUAAUUCUUAAGGGAACGAAUCGAAUCGAGAGCGAAGAAGAGGAGGCGUGAUGACGUGUGCGUGCCUGCGUGUAUCAAUCGGCGGAACAAAAAAAAGAAACGAAACGAAAGGAUAAUAAUAACCUGUGUGCAAAGUAACGAAACGGGUCCGGGUAUUAUGUGUCUUUAAGAUCGUUAAAGAUGCUUGCUUCGAAAGAUGCGAAUGACCAACAAAAAAGAAAGAAAAAAAAAAAAAA
This is a messenger RNA of Apis florea (little honeybee), 931 nucleotides long. RefSeq lists its product as uncharacterized. NCBI's taxonomy places the organism in Eukaryota, Metazoa, Arthropoda, Insecta, Hymenoptera, Apidae. The record is from RefSeq and is a predicted model, not a curated record.